AUGGCAAACGUCCAAUCUAAAGAGCUUAUUAAACGGUAUCUUACCGAUUCAAAGGAAUUUCCGCAGCUAAUAUCGCGAGAAAGGUUUCACUCAAUAGUUCAAUUGGUCUGCCGUAACCAAUUAUUGGACGAGGAAGAAACUAAGUUGUAUGACACAUUAUCGAGACAGAAACAGAACAUUCUUGAGCGCGUUGAAUCGAGUAUCGACCAACUGGAUUUGGGACGUAUAGAUACAGACAACAAUGAGACUACUGUACAAGUGGAAGAUUUGAGCCUUAUGCAAUUGAUACAGUCGAUGGAUCAAUUGAAUCAGUCUCUGGAGUCACGAAUAGAAGCUAUCGAGCAGGAUGUAAAAGUCGAGCUAGAGGAAAUCAAUGAGCAAAUUGAUGCUUUCAAUGACCUAAGAUAUGGAACCAUCAACUUUGAAACGUCAAUUGAAUCGUUGUGUACAGAUUUACAUCAACUCGAAAAUCGCUUAUUGGAAUUGGGGAAAUAG
This is a messenger RNA of Ogataea parapolymorpha DL-1, 495 nucleotides long. RefSeq lists its product as uncharacterized. Lineage: Eukaryota; Fungi; Ascomycota; Pichiomycetes; Pichiales; Pichiaceae. The record is from RefSeq and is a predicted model, not a curated record. Bases 1 to 495 code for a protein of 164 amino acids. The transcript has a single exon.